AUGGAGCCUGUAUCUGAAGAACUCCACCCUCACAAUCCUGGCCUCCAGUCCCCUGCUGCACAGAUGCCCUUCCCAGAGAAGACCUGUUCUGGCCUGGGCUCAGAGAGGGAGAAGGAUUUAGGAAACAGCUCUGAGGAAGAUGAAGACAGAGGCUGGAAGAGGCAGAGGAGACAGGAGGCCCGUCUGCCCCACACAACAGGGAGCCCCUCAGAUGCGAAGUGCAAUGGGGAGAAUUUAGAUGCCACUCUCCCAGAGAGCCCUGCCUCUGGUCACCGCAGCUGCAGUGAAGAGGCCCACAAGGACUCCUCUUCCCAAAGAGCUCAGAGGAGGUCCCUGUCACCUGAACUCCAGUGCACCCCAGUGAACAAGAAGGUCAAGUCCCAGUCGCCUGGACCCCAGCGCAGCCCUCUUCACAAGCGCCCAUCUCUUCACAAGCGCCCAUCAGAUCACAAGCGCCCCUCUCUUCACAAGCGUCCCUCUCUCCGCCGAGGCCUGGUGACAGCCCUGCGCUGCCUGUCCCAGGCCGUGUAUGAGGACAUGGUGCAGGCACAGAGGCAGCAGCUCUGCACUCCACUCCCUCAUGAGCACCUGGCCCCGCUCACCCAGCUCCAGGUGCCCCUCACAGGCCUGGUGCAGACCCUCUACUCCAUGGCCAGCCAGGCGGCCUGGGCCUUCCCUGCUGAAAGCUGGAUGGUGGCCCGUUCCCCCACGGCCCGAGCUGCUGGGUACUCCUCCCAUGAGUGA
Molecule: messenger RNA, 744 nt
Organism: Sorex araneus (European shrew)
Lineage: Eukaryota; Metazoa; Chordata; Mammalia; Eulipotyphla; Soricidae
Product: protein FRG2-like-2
Exons: 3
Coding region: 1-744 (247 amino acids)
Source: RefSeq, a predicted model, not a curated record